AAAACAACAACAAAUAAAAAAUUGAUACCCCUUUUUUAAAAAAUCAAUGAGUUUAUUAUUACUAGACAUUCUUUUAGGUAGACCUUUGACUUUCCCAAUUUCCCUCCAAAUCCCAGAGUCUCAUUGGCAUGCUUUAAAUACACACACAGAGAGAGCAGCAAUGAAUAAAAUUAAAAAUAAAAUUAUUUCUGUGCUUCUCCCCUCCUCUCUUCUUCUCCAAUCCUCAUACCUUGUAGUAAAGCAAAGCUUCAUACUCUCUCUCUCUCUCUCUCUCUCUCUCUGCAAUAAUUUUCUUUAGGCUCAAAGAUGUCAUCAUUUCUUCAUCUUGAUGCUCAUUAUUAUUAUUAUUAUUCAUGUGUAGCUCUAAUCUUACUAGGCCUUGGAUUAUUAGGGCAAGCCAAUGCCCAAAUGUAUAGAGUUGAUAGCAAUAAUAAGAAGCUGGCUUAUUACACCAUCACUGUUGAUCAAUCUGGCCAUGGCAAUUUCACCUCCAUUCAAUCAGCCAUUGAUGCUGUUCCUAUAAACAACAGGAACUGGGUUUCUAUCAAGAUCAAGGCAGGCACCUAUAAGGAAAAGGUGAUCAUCCCCGUUGACAAGCCAUACAUAAUUCUCAAAGGAGAAAAUAGGCAUAAAACACAGAUUGUUUGGGAUGAUCACGACUCAGUUGCACAAAGCCCUACUUUUGCCUCUUAUGCCGACAGUAUCAUUGUCAAAUCCAUCAGCUUUGUGAAUUCAUACAACAACCCUGUGAAUAACAAAAAUCCAAGAGUGGCAGCAGUGGCGGCAAUGAUUUACGGGGACAAAUCUUCAUUCUAUCGAUGUGGUUUCUUUGGUUUGCAAGACACUUUGUGGGAUGGUCAAGGACGGCACUACUAUCACCUUUGCACCAUCCAGGGUGCCGUGGAUUUUAUCUUCGGCAGUGCCCAGUCUAUUUUUCAGAAAUGUUCGAUACAAGUUCUUGGGGGAGCUCUGGAUCCUGGGUCGGCUGGUUACAUCACAGCACAGGGAAGAGACAAUCCAAAUGAUGCAAGUGGGUUUGUGUUCAAGGAUUGCAAGGUGUCUGGAACAGGUUCCACCUUCUUGGGCAGGGCAUGGAGAGGUUACUCUAGAGUCAUUUUCUACAACUCCAAUUUUUCACAAGUGGUUGUGCCUCAAGGCUGGGAUGCUUGGCAUUUCCAAGGCAAUGAGCACCAAUUAACGUAUGCAGAGCAUGGUUGCUAUGGGCCAGGAGCCGACACUGUCAAGCGUGUGGAAUGGGAAAAGAAGCUUAAUGCUGAUACCGUGCGGGAGUUGACAAGCUUGAACUUUAUUGAUACUGAUGGAUGGCUCAAUGACCAGCCUUUCUAAUUAUUUUUUAUAUUUUUUUAUUUAACUUCCAUUCAUUUCAAGCAGUUGUUCUGCAAAUCUUUUAUUACUUUUUCACUUCCCCAUUACAUUACUUUUGCAAGAUAUUAACUCAUGAAUUUGUAACGUCCAAAGAAUUUUCACUUUACCCAAUUUGGAAGUGAUUUGUUUAAUCUGAUUAUGGAAAUAUAAGUUUCACUCGCC
Messenger RNA from Prunus persica (peach), 1548 nucleotides. Its product is annotated as probable pectinesterase 29. The record is from RefSeq and is a predicted model, not a curated record. The coding region runs from base 307 to 1347 and encodes 346 amino acids. Gene Ontology annotation, biological process: cell wall modification. Lineage: Eukaryota; Viridiplantae; Streptophyta; Magnoliopsida; Rosales; Rosaceae. Gene Ontology annotation, molecular function: pectinesterase activity. The transcript has 5 exons.